Messenger RNA from Schizosaccharomyces octosporus yFS286, 2541 nucleotides. RefSeq lists its product as uncharacterized. The record is from RefSeq and is a predicted model, not a curated record. The transcript has 3 exons. NCBI's taxonomy places the organism in Eukaryota, Fungi, Ascomycota, Schizosaccharomycetes, Schizosaccharomycetales, Schizosaccharomycetaceae. Gene Ontology annotation, molecular function: ATP binding; ATP hydrolysis activity. The coding region runs from base 69 to 2084 and encodes 671 amino acids.
AACGAAAACACUGGAAGAUCCUAAAGCUCCACUUAGCAACUACUCUGUAGAGUCACGAAGCUGGGAGUAUGGAAGCGAGUUCUGAUCUGGAUAGAAUACUACCAAUCGCUUCUAGAGCAUUAUUAUGUGAAGGAAACAAAGAUUGGACCUUGGCAUAUGUAAAUUACUGUAAAGUGAUAGAGGAAAUGAAAAAAUCUUCGGAAAUGCGUACUCGCCAAGGUUUUGCGCCGUUGAAAGGAGCAGAAGAGUGUUCAUGGAAUGGACUUUAUGACAACUGUGUCAACAAAGCUGGGAGACUACGGAAGUUAAUUUUGGAAACUGAAAUGGAAAGGCAAAAUUUCCAAGUUACACCAAAAAUAACACAAAAGAAGUCUUCGAUUGACUAUCAGAUACCUAUUCCAGGCCGUUCGCAUACUCCCUUGCAGAAUUCUAUAAGUGGCCGGUUGAUUUAUAAGCAGCCAAGAGGUGUACAGUCGGAAACAAACCUUUCGGCAACUCCUCGUUCCUAUGGAUCAGCAUAUUCUCCUCCUUCUGCCUCUGCUGCGUCGGCGGCGACUUCUUCUUUUGGAGAUUCCUCGUUCUUAUCAAAGCGCUCGCCUGGAUUUGGCAAAACAGAGGACCCUUUUGCUUCAUUCAAUUCAUCGGCUACGAAGGUUUCCGAUUCUGCUCGGGCAAAUACUACAGGAUCACCAUUCUUUCUUUCAGGCUCACCAGAUUCAGUGAAUCAAACAUACCCAUUUACCUCAGCGAAGUCCCAUCCUUUGCCCAAGCCUCCUCCUAUACAACAUACUGUCUCUUCGGUUUGCAUACCACUUUCUAAAACCAACUCCUCCACUCCUGCUCAACCUUUAACUUCGCCACCACCACCUCCAAAGUCUACACCCUAUAGCCCGGCAGCAUAUCCUGUAUCUCCUUUUGAUCGACAAACCUUUAUGAACAACUCAAAGUCAUACUCUUCUGAUACCAAUCCGUAUAUUACCAAGGGGGCUCCUAACGACGUCAACGACUUUACUCCUACUCCGCCCUCCUCAGGCGAUAUUAAAUCUUCACCCACAACAUCGCCAAUCGAUUCGAAUGAUCUUCCCUUCAUAAAGCAAACUGCUCGACAGACUCAACAUCCAACCGGCUCAUCAGGUCCCACAACUCAAUCUGAUAAUUCCCAAAACAAUCAACUAAGCGAUUUUGAAUCUGCUAUUAUGAGCGAAAUUGUAGCUAAUCAUGAUCCAGUUUAUUGGUCAGAUAUUGCUGGGCUGGAAGAAGCUAAAAACUCCUUAAAAGAAGCCGUUAUUUACCCGUUUUUGCGACCGGAAUUGUUUAGAGGUCUUCGCGAACCUGUACAAGGUAUGCUGCUAUUUGGACCUCCUGGAACUGGUAAGACUAUGCUUGCUCGUGCUGUUGCUACGGAAGCCAAAGCGACUUUUUUUUCAAUCUCGGCUUCAUCUUUGACAUCAAAAUAUCUUGGUGAUUCUGAAAAGCUUGUUCGGGCGCUAUUUGAAGUCGCAAAACGUCAAACUUGUAGUGUCAUUUUUGUGGAUGAAAUUGAUUCAAUUCUUUCUGCAAGAAAUGAUGCUGGUAAUGAACACGAGAGUUCAAGAAGGUUGAAGACUGAAUUUCUAAUUCAGUGGUCUUCUCUUUCAAACGCGGCUCCUGAAAAAGCUACAGGAAACUCUCCUCGAGUGUUAGUCCUCGCUGCAACAAAUCUUCCGUGGUGCAUUGAUGAGGCAGCACGUCGUCGUUUCGUGAAGCGAACUUACAUUCCCUUACCCGAACCAGAGACACGCCACAAGCAUCUUUCUCAUUUGUUACACAAUCAAGUACACGCUCUUACGAAUGACGACUUGAAUGAGCUUGUUGAAUUAACUGAAGGUUACUCUGGAUCGGACAUUACCGCAUUGGCAAAAGAUGCUGCAAUGGGCCCUUUGCGAAACCUUGGUGAGGCUUUGUUAACAACUAGCGCCGAACAAAUCCCUCCUAUAGAUCUUAAUCACUUCAAAACUAGUUUGAAAACAAUUAGACCUAGUGUUUCCUCGGAGGGUAUCUACCGUUACGAAGAGUGGAACAACCAGUUUGGUUCACAGCGUUGAGACCAAUUUUCACCGCCAUUUGAGACAAAGAUCUUCUACAUUCAUGUUUAAGGAUUGCCCUUUCGAUAUAAGCUAUUUAUUUAUCUUUUCAACAUUAAAUUUCCUUCUUUUUCUGUCGAUCCUUGAGAUGAUUUAUUUAUCUGUAUACGCUCAGUCACUGUCGCGUUUCUUCUGCAUUCCGUAAUAUACCACUUUACAUUUUGGGGCAUCUGAUGUUUAGCAGACAACAUCUGUACUUAUUUCGUUAUUUCAUUGAUAUCUCAUAUUUCUGAUUUGAAAAUAAUUCUUUCAAAAUUAACAACGCAUAUUACAGUUUUACCUCUUUAUCUUGCAUUCUUUUCAUGCCUUACUUGUACCUACUAAAUUACUUAAUUCAUUAUUAUUUUGGAAUGUUGAACGGAGUAUGAUAGCCUAAUAAUUGUUAUUUAACCUAAUAUGAUUGUAAACUAUUAAUUUA